Molecule: messenger RNA, 2194 nt
Organism: Quercus lobata
Lineage: Eukaryota; Viridiplantae; Streptophyta; Magnoliopsida; Fagales; Fagaceae
Product: LEAF RUST 10 DISEASE-RESISTANCE LOCUS RECEPTOR-LIKE PROTEIN KINASE-like 2.1
Exons: 5
Coding region: 13-2067 (684 amino acids)
Biological process (GO): protein phosphorylation
Molecular function (GO): polysaccharide binding; protein kinase activity; ATP binding
Source: RefSeq, a predicted model, not a curated record
CUACCAACCUCAAUGGCAAGAGGAUUAACAUUGAGUGCAGGACUCACGGCCUUUAUUGCUCUUGUACUAGUCCACGAAACUUGCAGUGCUACUACUAAGGUUAAUCAUCACUGUGCCCCUUCAUCCUGUGGCAAUAUCAACAACAUAAGCUUUCCGUUUCGAUUGAAGACCGAUCCUAAAAAGUGCGGGGACUCAAGGUAUGAACUGUCUUGUGAGAACAAUCGUGCGGUGCUAUACUUCUUUGAAGGAAAAUACAAAUACUACGUACAGGAAAUCAAUUACAGUAAGUACACAAUCAGGAUCGUGGACUCAGGUAUAUACAAGGACAAUUACUUCCCCUUCUCCACCUCGAAUUUUUCUUUAUAUGGAUAUAAUUUCCCUGAUUCUGCAUAUACGAGGUCUCUGCCGAAGAUUACAGAGGAUGACAAACUAUCGAGGAGUGUGGUUUUGAUGAGCUGUGAAAAACCAGUGAAUUCUCCAUUCUAUUUGGGCACUUCUACUUGCAUUGACAAUGGAAAGUCUUCUUCUAACACAUCUACUUCUCAUUUCAAGAGGUAUAGAUAUUUUAAGGUUGGUAGAACGAAUGCAGCCGAUGUGGUGGACUUGUGCAAAGUAGAGCAGAUGUUCCUGACAUCUUGGCCAAGAAACGAUGACCCAAAUAUCUCCUGUAAAGACGUCCACAAUGAAUUGGUAUAUGGUUUUGAGAUUUCAUGGCUCCUAGGUAAUUGUCACAGUAUUUGCAAAAGAAAGUACACCGGUUGCUACCUCAAUGACAAGAACCAUGUUCAAUGCGGCAGAGGAUUUCUUGAACUUAUGCUACUUUAUCUCCGAGAAUGGCCUUACACUCUACAGGCUCUUUUGCCAGAAAAUUUGUUCCUACCACUGCACACCACUCGUAAUGUGAUUCUCGUCAUCAACUUUUAUAGAAUAUUAAACAUCGUGCUAUUACUCCUCGCUGCAAAAAUGGUAUUUGGGACUCCAUGUGUGGUGGCCCUUUUGAUAUAUAAGUGGCGUAGGAGGCAUUUAUCAAUGUAUGAUGCUAUUGAAGAAUUUCUGCAAAGCCAAAUUAACCUCAUGCCAAUUAGGUACACUUACUCAGAAAUUAAGAAGAUGUCCAAAGGUUUCAAGGACAAAUUGGGUGAAGGAGGUUAUGGCUUUGUAUACAAAGGAAAGCUUGAAAGUGGCUCUUUUGUAGCUAUAAAGAUAUUGGGUAACUCCAAAGCUAAUGGGCAAGAAUUUAUCAGCGAAGUUGCAACAAUUGGAAGAAUUCACCACAUGAAUGUGGUACAACUCAUUGGCUUCUGUGCUGAGGGAUCAAAACGUGCCCUUAUAUAUGAAUUCAUGCCUAAUGGUUCUCUUGAAAAAUACAUUUUUUCUCUAGAAGGAAAUAUACCCUUAAGUAUUGAGAAAACAUAUAAGAUUUCUCUUGGAGUGGCUCGUGGGAUUGAAUAUCUACAUCGAGGAUGUGACAUGCAAAUUCUGCAUUUUGAUAUCAAGCCUCAUAACAUUCUUCUUGAUGAGAACUUCAUUCCAAAAGUUUCUGAUUUUGGGCUUGCAAAACUUUAUCCAGCGAAUGAUAGCAUAGUGUCUUUGACUGCUGCAAGAGGAACAUUAGGAUAUAUAGCUCCAGAGUUGUUCUAUAAAAACAUUGGAGGGGUCUCCUAUAAAGCUGAUGUUUAUAGUUUUGGCAUGUUAUUGUUGGAAAUGGCAAGCAGAAGAAAGAAUGUGAAUGCAUUUGCUGACCAUUCAAGCCAAAUUUACUUCCCAACUUGGGUCUAUGGCCAAAUUAGUGAAGGAAAUGACAUAGAAAUAGAAGAUGCCACAGAGGAGGAGAAGAAAAUUGUUAAGAAGAUGAUCAUAGUCGCAUUAUGGUGCAUACAGAUGAAGCCUAGUGACCGUCCUUCAAUGAACAAAGUUGUAGAAAUGCUUGAAGGAGAAGUUGAAUGCUUACAAAUGCCUUCCAAGCCUUUCCUAUCAUCAUCACCAACGAGACAAACAAGAGAUGUAGGAGCCAACUUAAAUUCAACUAGUUCAUCAUUUCAAUCAAGUGAAUCGGCUAAACUUUAAAUGCAAGGGAAAGCUAACACCAUAGCAAGACUGGGGCAAUUAUUCUUGAUGUAUAUGAUAGCAUAAAGACACUUCAUAUUUUUGUGUGACAAAUAAUUGGUCCCUUGAUUUAUGAUAGCAAUCCUUA